Pieris brassicae (large cabbage white) is the source of this 3477-nucleotide messenger RNA. RefSeq lists its product as uncharacterized. Bases 378 to 3170 code for a protein of 930 amino acids. Gene Ontology annotation, biological process: positive regulation of protein phosphorylation; DNA damage response; cell population proliferation. The record is from RefSeq and is a predicted model, not a curated record. NCBI's taxonomy places the organism in Eukaryota, Metazoa, Arthropoda, Insecta, Lepidoptera, Pieridae. The transcript is spliced from 5 exons. Gene Ontology annotation, cellular component: nucleus.
UUUUGGUAUUCUAAUUCUCAUUUAUCAGUUUUCACAUGACAUUCGAAGUGGAACGUUCAUAUAUUGUGUUGUGCGUAGGAGCCGAUUACUGUGUUACUGUUUAUUAUUGUUAGAAGAUAUAUAAUUAGUUCUACUUUAGAGAAAAUUCUAGUUAGUUUCGCUUAGUAAACAUUUUAGAAAUUUCUUCUUUUUAAAUAUAUUCAGUAUUUUUUAAGUAUACUCAUAUAUUCAGUUUUAAGAAAAACUCACUGGCAAUUUCGAGAAAUUCUUUUCGUAAACGAUUUACCAAAAUAUUUAAAAACUUAAUGUUUCUUUAAAGAAUUAACGUUAUAAGUCGAUUUUGUUUAUCAAAGUGAAAGUGUUGAUAUAAAAUAACUAUGGAGAGUGCAGAAAUAGUUACCAAAUUAAAACUUUUAUUUGAGAGAAUUGCUCAACCUGAUUAUAUUAUGGAGCACCACUAUGCUGAUAGUUUUUUCAUUAAAUUAAAUUCCUGUGAUCCAGAUGUGCAAUACUUAAAAUCUUUGCCAAUGUUGGCAGAUAUGAUAAUGGCAGCAUUUUACCGAACAGACAACUACCACGACACGGUUAAAGUGUUUCUUGUAAGACUGCUUGCUUUUAUUACAAGUAAUGAAGUUAACUUUGCAAAAUUUAGUGCAAAAAAGGGAGAUGAUUUGGUUAAAGCAUUUGACCUGAUUAAUUCUCCUGACAUGCCUAUAAGUUUGAGAGUAGCAAAUAUGGAAGUAGCCUUAUCACUUUUAAAUCACAAUUCUGGAGUUCAUUGGUUACUAGAAACUAAUUCAUGGAAAAAAAUCCUCACACUCUGUAAUGAAAAAAAAACUGUUUUUAUAGUGAGACAGACUUAUAAAUUUGUUUCAAAAUUUAUAUGGAAAAUGAAAAAUUUUGGUGAUGAUACUAAUGUGAGAUGUGUUCUGGCUUUUAUAAUGAAACCUGCCCUGGAAGUUGAUUUAGUUCAAAAACAAUCAAUUACAAGUGAAGAAGAGGAUGAAUUGUGUAAAAUUUACGAGCCGAUGUUGCAAAUGUUGCUCACUAUUGUAAGCAAUGAGAAAGAAAUAAAAUCCCCAAACUGUGUCACACAUUUCAUAUUGCGAGAGUUUCAAAUAGAGACUUAUUGUUAUAUCAUGUUAGAAAGAUUGAGACGAGAAGAUAUUUGGUUGCUUACAACAAAAUUUCUGUUUUGGUCAGCUAUCAGCAAAUUUUUCCUUGUAAAAAUUGAUCCAUCUGGUAUCAAAUGUCUAAGAGAAAAUUUUAUUGAAUUAGCUGUCACUCAUUUUAAUACAGUACAUAGAUUAAUACAAAAGCACUCGCCAAAGUUACUAUUUGAUUAUUGUAAUGCAAGUAAUUUGAUUUGGGGAAAAGUUUGGAAUGAAGAACCCAUAAAAUGGGAUAACCCGCAACAUGUGGAAAUGCAAAAAUGGUUGCUUAUAGUAAGCCUUGUGCCUCCAUUGGUGUAUGUAACACUCGGCAAAAACCAAUCUGUGGAUGAAAACGAAGGUGAAGUUGACUUGUAUAUCAAUACAAUAAUGAAAUCUACAUGUGAGCACACAGCCAGAGCUGCAUAUGCAGUUCGAGACAUGAUGCUACAGCUUGAUGUUCUGCAAGUAACAUUACUUAGUGUAAAAAGAUUAACAUUCCUUAAAAAUAAUUUAAAUAAUGUACAAGCAAAUAUAAUAUUUCAAGCUAUGUACUAUGUCAUAAAAGAGUUUGAGCCAUUUGAUGAUGAAGGUUUGUCAAGAACAAAUAAUUGCUUUGGAGAUGAAGGAGACAAAAUAUCAAUAAUGGCACAUGUUCUUGAUACAUUACUGUGUCUUAUUCAGAACUACAAUAUAAAUUGGCAAGAUAGUUUAGAAGUGAUAUGUUUGAAUGCAGUUGUGUACAAUGUGUUAAAGAGGCCUAAUUUGAGUUGUAAAUUUGUAGUGACAGCUCUGAAUGUGAUAUUAACAACAAUAAAGAAGUCCCUGACUCCAAAUCUGUGUCUCCUAGUUGACACAAAGCCUGGGUCUGGCCUGCACGAAAUCGGAAUUCUAAUCUACGUGAAAAUGCACGACCGUGUCUGGGAGAUAAGAGAUACAGCUCUGGAACUCCUUCUUGUCUGUUCUGAAUUCUCAUAUAUCAAAUUCCCUCCAUUCCAAAAGCAAAUUCUGUCUCAUAAGCUGAUCAAUGUUGCCGUGUCGAUGGCACUUAAUGAUCCCGAGUUCUAUGUUAGAGUUUCGGCGCUUCAAUGUGUGGCUGCUGCUACGAAGAUCGCCCUGCUAUGGGAUCAAGUCAUAUCCGAAUAUCCAAAUGUUCAGGAGCUUAUGGCGGACCUCUGCACAAACCCUGAAGGCAUUGUUCGAAAAGAAGCGCUCAACGUGCUAUGUGAAAUGUACCAAAACCUAAAACUAAACUGCUCCAUGAAAUCAGCACUGUAUGAGAAAUUUCUUAAUGCCUCCCUCAAUGACUUUCACUGGGAAGUCCAAAUUAGGGCAUUGAAAUUUUGGCGGGUCGUCAUUCAAUCGUUACUUGGAGAACAAGGAAUGUUGGAUGGCACGUUUCCUCCGGUCACCUUCUCAAUUGAAUCCAGAAAGAUUGUCACACUGACGGAAAAAGAAAUUCAAAAGAGAUUGCUCAAAAUAUUAGACGAGCUCGCAUCUAUUGGCUGCUUAUCAAUUCUAGUAAAGCUCUUAUUCGACGAAACUGAAGUUGAAGUGAUGGAAUUAGCAUUAUCGAUCGCUAAUGAAUUGUUAGAAAUCCUUGAAAAACACAGAGUACCUGGAUUUCUACGGCCCAGUGAGAACGAUCCGAAAAUUUGUGAAAUUUUAAGAGUUGAAGACAACGACGUAGCGGAGGAAAAGAUGGAAACAGCAAAUGUUACGAAGUCUGAAGAUGUGAUACAAGACAUAUUAAACUCUGACGAUAUGAAUUUAUUAACGAAUAUAUAUGAACGACAAAUGAAUUUGAAUAAUGAGCAUACUGCAGGAAAUAAGAAAAAGUUAACCAAAUUCGCGACUCCAUAUACAUUUGUAGUCUUUAUGAAAAGUAAUAAUUUUAAAGAAACUAUAGAGUGUAAGAAAAAAUGGAAAGAAGGUAUACGAAGUCUGUCAUCUGUGAUGGACGAUAUGUUAGGCAUUUACGAAGUAAAUAGUGAAGUGAAUACAUUAGAUUGUUAUUAAGGUUAUAUUGUGCCACAGAAUCAAAAUAGUACAAUUAAACAGCGUCAAAUCUAGUUAAUUUCAAAUUCAACUUUGUUAAUAAAACAGGUACACACUAGGGAAUGCAAUACCGUGUAAUUUUUCGGGAUCAAUCCCGAAGCAUAAUAUGACGAGAUCCCGUUCGGGAUUGGGCUGAAAUGGUCAGCGAUUCUACACACAUCCGCUCGGGACGCUUCACGCGACAUUGCACAAUACAUAGGGUACAUUGCAAUGGACAUUAGAUGCCGGUUAGCAGAUAGCACUCUUGAGACACUUUAGAAGAUACUCU